This is a messenger RNA of Staurois parvus, 318 nucleotides long. The record is from the annotation of a GenBank genome assembly. Lineage: Eukaryota; Metazoa; Chordata; Amphibia; Anura; Ranidae.
UUCCAAUCCCCUCCAUAUCAUGUGAUUCAGGUGUUCCAAUCCCCUCCCAAUCAUGUGAUUCAGGUGCUCCAAUCCCCUCCAUGGACACAGGUGUAUACAAUCAAGCCCCUAGGCAUGCAGACGGCUUCUACAAACAUUGGUGAAAGAAUGGGUCGCUCUCUCAGGAGCUCAGUGACUCCAAGCGUGGUCCCCGUGAUAGGUGGCCACCUGGGCAAUAAGUCCAUCCGUGACAUUUCCUGGCUACUAAAUAUUCCACGCUCAACUGUUAGUGGGAUUAUAACAAAGUGGAAGCAACUGGGAACAACAGCCACUCAGCCA